Molecule: messenger RNA, 218 nt
Organism: Funneliformis caledonium
Lineage: Eukaryota; Fungi; Glomeromycota; Glomeromycetes; Glomerales; Glomeraceae
Source: the annotation of a GenBank genome assembly
AUAUUGACAAAAAUAGAGAAAUAGUAAGUGUAGCAUUUUAUAUAAACAAAGGAAUUAUUGAUAUUGAAAUAGAACAAGAAACUGCACAUUUCAAUAUUAAUGGAAUACCAGCAUGUAGAAUUCAAUUUCCAUUACAAAAUGCAUUUGCCUUAACAGUUCAUAAAACACAAGCGAUAACAUUACCACAGACCUCACUUUAUUUAAAUAAUCAAAUUUGA